AUGUCAGGUCAAAUGGGUCAAUGGUUGCUUGCUGAAACUAGAGGGUUUUGGCAGAAUGGCGUACAUGAAACUGCCGAAACUAGUUUUGCGAAAUCAUUAAGAAAUGCCGAAACUGCAAAACUUAUUAAAAUUGCGAAAUUGCCAGUGAAGCAUGCGAUUUCCAGCUUUUUCUUGAAGGAAAUAUGUGAUUUCCAGCUUUCUCUUGAAGUGGAAUAUGUGGCAAAUUUCUGGCUUUCUCUUGAAGCAGAAUAUGCGAAUUUUCAACUUUCUCUUGAAAUUAUUGAAGAAAAUGCUAGGUAUGAUGCUGAGAAUACUGAAUACAAGAUUAGAAUCAAGGAAUUGGAGAAACAUAAUGCAAAUAUUUUAGCUGAGAAUGUUGAGCUUAAAGCUGAAUUAGCCAAAUUAAAAUAUGAUUUUGAUUUAUCCAACUUCAUAAAAUCUCAGCAAGCUUAA
Rhizophagus irregularis DAOM 181602=DAOM 197198 is the source of this 453-nucleotide messenger RNA. Lineage: Eukaryota; Fungi; Glomeromycota; Glomeromycetes; Glomerales; Glomeraceae. The record is from RefSeq and is a predicted model, not a curated record.